Messenger RNA from Centruroides sculpturatus (bark scorpion), 1200 nucleotides. RefSeq lists its product as uncharacterized. NCBI's taxonomy places the organism in Eukaryota, Metazoa, Arthropoda, Arachnida, Scorpiones, Buthidae. The coding region runs from base 208 to 963 and encodes 251 amino acids. The record is from RefSeq and is a predicted model, not a curated record. The transcript has 4 exons.
CACCAGGUGACGUCACUACUCGAGGUACUUGUUAGGAUUGCGGUCUGUUAUCAGUAUAACAGCCGUGCUGGAGAACAUAUAAAAGGUUGGAGUGGCGAGUGAAGGGGUCAAUCGGGACCGAAAAACCCCGCUCGUGACUCUACAAAAGUUAAUAUUAAAAUAUACGAAAUCUACGGGAAGUUUUUUUUUUUAAAUUAUAUAUCGACCAUGGAUAGUCUAUCAAGGACAAUAACGGAAUGGCCUUGUAAACAACUGCCUGUUACCGUAGUUUUUGUAGCAUUCAUUUUAUCGUCUCUAUCGAGGUGUAACCCCAUCUCGACGUGUGUCGAAGAAGAAGUUUUAGUAAGAAAUCAAGCGUUUAAAGAUAGAAUAAUUGAUACGUAUAAUCGCAAAUUUUAUAUACUUUCACAAACGACAGAAGAACAACUGGAAAGUUGGCGUAACGAAACACUGAAUAUUCUACUUGCGAAUAUCCAACAACAAAGAAGUGUUGCAGAAACAAUAAUCAACGAGAUGACGAGGAGAGAAUUUUGUUCUUCGUCGGACUAUGGUAAUUUAUCGAACACACCAACAACAGACAGUCUUCUGAAUUUAGCAAAGGAUGCAGCUUUGUUGAAACUUCACAUUUCAUUAGUCAAACAUUCGUCCAACGUAUUCUUUACAAAUCAACAAGUUAAACCAUUGAUUCAAGAAGAUUCGGACACGAUAAACUCGAACAGCAACGAGAAAAUUGAACAGCUGGCUGCAAAUCUACUGGAAAGCGCUCACACCCUUCAAAAUGUGAUCAAGACAAUAAACAAUGAGACAAACUUUACAGAAAUGUUGAACAGCGCGUUAGAUCAGAGUCUGACCAAACAUUGUUCCCCCUCCAAGAAGUUUCUACGUUUAUGCCAGACAGUCAAAAGCAGCUAUAAAUUAUUACAAACGGUUUCCGAUUAUGUCAAAGGUAAUUUUGUGUUGUGAUCCAUUUUCUUAAAUUAUUAAUAUAUAUAUAUAUAUAUACGUAUACAUUACAAGAAUGCGCACAAUACUUAAGAAAAACAACACGAAACGUAAAUUGUGUUCUUCCUUCACAAGAGGAAAUUACGUAAUUGUGAUAUACAAAUGUAUAUUUAUAUAUAUAUUUUUAUAUAUAGACUGAUACAGUCUAUACGUACGUAUAUAAAGAUGUCAGCCAAGCGGAUUUUAUAUUUAUAUAUA